Microplitis demolitor is the source of this 1194-nucleotide messenger RNA. RefSeq names its product WW domain-binding protein 2 (gene Wbp2). Gene Ontology annotation, biological process: positive regulation of DNA-templated transcription. Gene Ontology annotation, molecular function: chromatin DNA binding; transcription coactivator activity. Bases 173 to 997 code for a protein of 274 amino acids. The record is from RefSeq and is a predicted model, not a curated record. Gene Ontology annotation, cellular component: nucleus. Lineage: Eukaryota; Metazoa; Arthropoda; Insecta; Hymenoptera; Braconidae. The transcript has 4 exons.
UUUGAAAUGUAACAAAUUACUUGACACAGCAGGAGCCGAAAAAAGCCGAAGUGAAAUUUACGAUCGCUCGGUCUCGGUGUCUCGCCCAUUAAAAACAUAACAGACGUAAGUGAGCCGUUGAGUUGGUGUCAUUCUAGUUUUUGUUGUAAAAGAAAACCAAUACAAUAACAAAAUGUCAUUAAAUACCGCACAUGCCAAUAAUGGCGUUCUUUUACAUGCGGGAGAAUGUAUUCUCCUCUUUUGUGACAAUGUCACUAUGGAAUUUCACGGGCAAGAACAACCGGAGUUCAUUGGUUCGAAAAAGGGUAGGAUAUAUCUGACAACACAUAGAAUGAUAUUUAAUGCCAAAGAUCAUAAUGAAAAAAUGCAGUCAUUCAGUUUUCCGUUCGUCACUUUGAGUGAGGUAGAGCUGGACCAGCCAUUGUUUGGCGCUAAUUUUAUUAAAGGAAAAUGCAGGGCACAACCUAACGGUAAUUGGGUUGGAGAAUGUAAGUUUAAGCUGCAUUUCAAGAGCGGUGGAGCCAUCGAAUUUGGACAAGCGAUGCUUAGAGCAGCGGCUUUAGCUCAACGUAGUGGCCCUGGAUAUGAUGCUCCUCCACCGUACCAGCCCCCAACAUCUGACUGGUAUGCAGCUCCACCACCAGCUUAUCAAGCAGCAGCCUGUGGAUACUAUGGUUGGAUACCUCCUACGAAUAUCUUUCCUGAGAUGCCUCCAGCAAACAGUGUUUAUAUGACGGACUCGCCACCUCCAUAUCCAGGAAUAAAUUCCGGCAUGAAUGCUGGUAAUGUACAGCAAACUGGUGCUCCAGCUUGGGCCAACCCAAACUAUAAUAGUCAACCAAACCCCCAAGCAGGUGCGCAUCCUGGUUAUCCAGGUUACCAGCAAGCUGCAGGUUAUGUACCACCUCCGAAUUAUCAACAGUCUGCAGGCUACUAUAAUAAUUAUCCUCAAAACCCUCCACCCUAUUCUCCCCAAGGAUCGUACAAUCCGUACUAGUUAUCAAACCAUAGAAAAAAAUAUAAUUAUUUAACGACAUUCUUCUGUAGAAUAGAAAUUAUUUAAAUUAGUGGCUAAUUUUUUCAGCACGAAACAAAAAAUACUUCCUAUGUUAAUAGAAUGCAAUUUUAAUUUAUAAAAUUGACGCAGCCAAUUUUGCUAUAAUUUCAAGCGUAAAAUUAAAAAUCUACGAACAU